GGAGAGCCAGCAGAAAUCCACAAAUGUAGUCUAUCAGGCCCACCAUGUAAGCAGAAAUAAGAGAGGGCAGGUGGUUGGAACAAAGGGUGGAUUCCGAGGAUGUACCGUGUGGCUAACAGGACUCUCCGGUGCUGGGAAAACAACCAUCAGUUUUGCCCUGGAAGAGUACCUCGUCUCCCAUGGCAUCCCCUGUUACUCCCUGGAUGGCGACAAUAUCCGUCACGGGCUUAACAAAAACCUUGGGUUCUCUUCUGGAGACAGAGAAGAAAAUAUCCGACGGAUUGCCGAGGUGGCAAAGCUGUUUGCCGAUGCCGGUCUGGUCUGCAUUACCAGCUUCAUCUCUCCUUUCGCAAAGGAUCGUGAGAAUGCCCGCAAAAUCCAUGAAUCAGCAGGACUGCCAUUCUUCGAAAUAUUUGUAGAUGCACCUCUAAAUAUUUGUGAAAGCAGAGAUGUAAAAGGCCUGUACAAACGGGCCCGAGCUGGAGAGAUUAAAGGAUUUACAGGCAUUGAUUCUGAUUAUGAGAAACCUGAAACCCCUGAGUGUGUGCUUAAAACCAACUUGUCCUCAGUGAGUGACUGUGUCCAGCAAGUGGUGGAACUUCUGCAAGAGCAGAACAUUGUACCCCAUUCCAUCAUCAAAGGCAUCCACGAACUCUUUGUGCCUGAAAACAAACUUGACCAAAUUCGAGCUGAGGCUGACACUCUCCCUUCACUGUCAAUUACCAAGUUGGAUCUCCAGUGGGUCCAAGUUUUGAGUGAAGGCUGGGCCACGCCCCUCAAGGGUUUCAUGCGGGAGAAGGAGUACUUGCAGGUUAUGCACUUUGGCACCCUGUUAGAUGAUGGAGUGAUCAACAUGAGCAUUCCCAUCGUACUGCCCGUCUCUGCAGAUGAUAAGACACGGCUGGAAGGGUGCAGCAAGUUUGUCCUGAUGUAUGGUGGACGGAAGGUGGCUAUCUUACGAGACCCUGAGUUCUACGAACACAGGAAAGAGGAACGCUGUUCCCGUAUGUGGGGGACAAUGUGUGAAAAACACCCCCAUAUAAAAAUGGUGAUGGAAAGUGGGGAUUGGCUGGUUGGUGGGGACCUUCAGGUACUGGAGAGAAUACGGUGGAAUGAUGGGCUGGACCAAUACCGCCUGACGCCUCUGGAGCUCAAACAGAAAUGUAAAGAGAUGAAUGCUGAUGCUGUGUUUGCAUUCCAGUUGCGCAAUCCUGUCCACAACGGGCAUGCUCUGUUGAUGCAGGACACUCGCCGUCGGCUCCUGGAGAGAGGCUACAAGCACCCGGUGCUCCUGUUGCAUCCUCUGGGUGGCUGGACCAAGGAUGAUGAUGUGCCACUGGACUGGCGGAUGAAGCAGCACUCAGCUGUGCUCGAGGAGGAGGUCCUGGAUCCCAAGUCAACCAUUGUUGCCAUCUUUCCAUCUCCCAUGCUGUAUGCUGGUCCCACAGAGGUCCAGUGGCACUGCAGGUCCAGGAUGAUUGCAGGGGCCAACUUCUACAUUGUGGGCAGGGACCCAGCAGGAAUGCCCCACCCAGAGACCAAGAGAGACCUGUAUGAACCCACUCAUGGGGGCAAGGUGUUAAGCAUGGCCCCUGGCCUCACCUCUGUGGAAAUCAUUCCAUUCCGAGUGGCUGCCUACAACAAAGCCAAAAAAGCCAUGGACUUCUAUGAUCCAGCAAGGCACAACGAGUUUGACUUCAUCUCAGGAACUCGUAUGAGAAAGCUCGCCAGGGAAGGAGAAAAUCCCCCAGAUGGCUUCAUGGCCCCCAAAGCGUGGAAAGUCCUGACAGAUUACUACAGGUCCCUGGAGAAGAACAACUGA
Molecule: messenger RNA, 1822 nt
Organism: Oryctolagus cuniculus (rabbit)
Lineage: Eukaryota; Metazoa; Chordata; Mammalia; Lagomorpha; Leporidae
Gene: PAPSS2
Product: 3'-phosphoadenosine 5'-phosphosulfate synthase 2
Biological process (GO): sulfate assimilation; 3'-phosphoadenosine 5'-phosphosulfate biosynthetic process
Molecular function (GO): adenylylsulfate kinase activity; ATP binding; sulfate adenylyltransferase (ATP) activity
Source: RefSeq, marked provisional